AUAGUAAAUUAAAGCACCUGGUUGUCACUAUUCAUUUAGCUCAGUUUGUAAAGGUAUCUUUCACGCAGAAACAUUGGUUUUUUUUAAAGAACAAACGAUAAUCUGUAUUAAAUGAACUGAUGUACGAUUUGAGAGACAAUUUUCUGAUGUUAACAAAUUGAAAUGGACCAGAAUAUGAAUGGAGACUACGUGUUGGAUGAAAAUGACACUUUAUUAUCUGCCAAUGAUACGUUUCUAAACGACAUUCCAACAGAAAACGUUUACAUUCUUCCAUGGUGGCAACAGACGUUAUGGAGUCUUGCUUUUGGAGGAAUGGUCCUGGUUGCUACUGGAGGCAACGUUAUCGUCAUCUGGAUCGUUUUGGCUCAAAGAAGAAUGAGAACUGUCACCAAUUACUUUUUAGUAAAUCUAAGUUUGGCAGAUACUAUGGUAUCGACGUUAAAUGUCAUCUUCAACUUUUCUUACAUGCUGAACGGCGACUGGCGUUUCGGUAGUGCAUAUUGCAAAAUAUUCAACUUCAUUUCUGUUCUGUCAGUAGCUGCCAGCGUAUUUACCCUAAUGGCAAUCUCUAUCGAUAGGUAUACGGCCAUCAUGCAUCCUUUGAAGCCCCGGAUGUCUAGGAAAACGACACUCAACAUCACUCUGUGGAUAUGGGUUGCAAGUAGUACAUUAUCUCUACCGAAUAUACUUUACUCCACAACAAUGAAGGAAGUUUACCCAAAUGGAGGGUAUCGGGUUAUAUGUUAUAUGAUCUGGCCUGAUGGACCGACCACUCAAAGCUACACUGAGUAUAUUUAUAACGUGGUUAUUCUGGUUCUGGCUUACAUUCUACCUAUUACCUCAAUGGCAUUUACCUACUUUCGAGUUGGCCAGGAGCUAUGGGGAAGUCAAAGUAUUGGCGAACGUACAGCAGGACAAAUAGAAGCUAUAAAGUCCAAAAGAAAGAUUGUGAAGAUGAUGAUGGUUGUAGUGUUCAUCUUUGCUGUAUGUUGGCUUCCUUACCACAUAUACUUUCUAUUGGCUCACGACCACAGGGAAAUUACAAACUACAAAAUCUUCCAACAUAUCUACCUUGGAAUCUACUGGUUAGCCAUGUCCAACUCGAUGUAUAACCCCAUUAUUUACUGCUGGAUGAACAACAGAUUCCGAGAAGGGUUCAAGAAUGUGUUUAUGCUGUGUUUUUGCCGACGACAUAAACAUGCUAUGAAACUCUACAAACAGCGACACCAAGUGGCUGCACGCAACAGCUUCGUAGAUCCAUACGCUUACAAUGGGGACAUUAAUCUUUCUUUGCACACCGUUACGCAGACGCUAAGUCGAAGAGAAAACGCCACCACUCCUUUUCUUCAGCCAACAUAUGGGUCAGAAGAACAAGACUUUGAACUGCUAACUAGGUUCAACAGCCGACGAAAGAAGAAGCAUAAUAAUAGCUUAGAGAAUGUUCAGUAG
Messenger RNA from Limulus polyphemus (Atlantic horseshoe crab), 1449 nucleotides. Its product is annotated as tachykinin-like peptides receptor 99D. Gene Ontology annotation, molecular function: tachykinin receptor activity. The coding region runs from base 163 to 1449 and encodes 428 amino acids. NCBI's taxonomy places the organism in Eukaryota, Metazoa, Arthropoda, Merostomata, Xiphosura, Limulidae. The transcript has 5 exons. Gene Ontology annotation, cellular component: plasma membrane. The record is from RefSeq and is a predicted model, not a curated record. Gene Ontology annotation, biological process: G protein-coupled receptor signaling pathway.